UUUGCAUCGGAACUAAUGAGAUUAUCAGUCUCUGUUUUUUCCUUCGUUGGAUUCUCUCAAGUGUCUGUUGAUCUUUUUUUCGCAAGUUUGAGUUGCUACAGUAUUACUGGUCAGUCGUUCUAUCUGCUGAAUCGCGACAGUAUGGAAGCCAGUCCGGAUGCGCUGCCGUUCUUGCCCGACGGAGAAAGUUUUCACGACAGUCUUUAUUGUGAGAAAUGUCAGUGUUUCCUGCGGGAGCCCUGUUGGCAGCAUGCAGUGUUCGUCCAGGACGGAUACAGUCUUCCGCUGGCAUUUGCUAGCUUACCGGAUGUCUUGGCUUUCCAUCAUGACAACCCACUGCAAAAUUUCGGCCAGUCUGCGGAGAACAGUACAAUUCCGUCGGUCGUGGCGCGAACGGCCAUCCUUGCGCAGACAGUGUUCGGGCCGUUUAUCGCGCCUGUAUGCGAUGCCGGUGCAGCGCAUUCGCGGACCUUCUCAUCUUCGGACGGACAGCGUGUGACAUUUGAUGUAGAGAACGAUCGUUGGUGCAACUGGAUGAAGUUGGUCAGGACGGUUGACCACGGCCAGCACAACCUCCGCGUCUUCAUCCGGGAACAGAAAGUCCUCUUCGUCGCCGUCAAGGUCAUCCUGCCCGGCGAAGAACUCACACUGGCGCUGCGUCAACGCGACCGCAAGGAAAUCCACCAAAACAACGUGGAUUAUGCGGAUUGCAAAAGCGGCAGCAGUGUUGUGGCCGAAGAUCCUUGCAUGGAUCAGGAAGAGGAUGAUGGGAGUGACGAUGCUGAUGUGGAAGCAAUGUCGGUGGACAUCCCGCAGAACUCUUUUGCUGCUGGUCUCUCAGGGGAGGAUAGUCAUCUACCGUUGGCGCUUGAUGAGCAGACAGAUCUCUUACCACAGUCUCAACCACUGCCAGCGCAAUUGGAAGAACAGCUACCUGCAUCGAACGCUGUUAAAUGCGAACAGUUACCCGCAUUACCAUUUUCUUCAGAAUUCUGUUCAGCUGCACCUGAUGCAGUAUCGACGAAGGCGACCGAUUCGUUAAAAAAACAGAACAGCGAAGACAAAAAGCCGGCACCGCUGCUUGUAAUGCGCAGUUUUCAACGUGAAGACUCACCUGAAUAUCCAUUUCCUUCCAACUUCUCAUCAGCGGCAACUGCACCCGUGACACCGAAAGCAGUCGAUCCGGGAAAAUGCGAAAACGAAAAGAAAGAUUCAGUCGGUAUUGCAUCGAGGCAGACAGCCUUCGCGCGUGUUUAUUCCCUUCGUGGACGCAAUGUCGUACGCGUCAGUGCAGCCUGUAGUGAUGAGGAAAGAGACGACAACGACGAGGACUUCCGCCUGAAUGCGGACGACGAGUCGCCAUCUGCUGGUUCCGAGUUUUCCAGCGAAGUGGAAGUGGAUUUUGACGGCAGUGAUAACAGGACAAAAAAUCGAGGCCGAAAACGUCGUACGGUGGAGGCUAGAGCCAAAAUGCCCGCGAAGAAAACGAAAAGCGCGAUGCGAAAGGAUCCUGCGGACGCGAUAUUAGCUACUAAAAAGCCGAAUGAACUAGCGUCAGUUCCCGUAAAAAGCAGUGAUCGCUCGAAGGGGCAUGCGGAGAAGAUGCGGCGAUUAAAUGUGGUUGCCAGGAUUAAUCCCUUCCAGUUCUCCUCGCGAAAGGAACGUCGCGCCGCUUGGACCACAGCGUGGCAGGCGUACCAGGACGCGCACUUUGGUCAUCGGCAGCGGAAAUCGCAGAAAGCCUCGUUUACAUGGAAAUAUUUACGGAGAUAUGUGAAAAUGCAUUUGGAUGAUUUUCCCCAGGCGCUGGAUCGCUACAGCGAGGAUACCGCCAGUCGGAGCAGGCGACAGUAUAUUGACACAAUGCGAGUGAUUGCGGAGCAGGCUGGAAAGGAUUAUGCCGGUGUCGCACAUCUGGAAAGUGUCGAGCCGGUUCGGAAGGGGCAGUUAGACGUUGCCAACGAUGCUCUAAAUUCGCAUUCCAAACAGCAAGCAGCAGCAGAGAAAUGUAAACCGGAUAGGAGUUUCUGAGUUUCGUUUACCGAUUCGUGUGCCAGGAGUGUUCGUUGCAUUUCAAGGAAGAAAACUUGCUGAAACUCCAUAAUUUGCAACACGCGGAUGCACCCGUCGAAGCCACGCUUUCACUGGACUGUCCAGCCUGUCAGCGAUCAUUUCAGAGACUGUCCAGUUUGCUCUUACAUAUCACGCACCACGGUGUCAGCGCCACGAAAAUAACCCAUUUUAUCGCGACGGCUGACCCG
Paramacrobiotus metropolitanus is the source of this 2261-nucleotide messenger RNA. RefSeq lists its product as uncharacterized. Lineage: Eukaryota; Metazoa; Tardigrada; Eutardigrada; Parachela; Macrobiotidae. The record is from RefSeq and is a predicted model, not a curated record. Bases 16 to 2031 code for a protein of 671 amino acids. The transcript is spliced from 7 exons.